This is a messenger RNA of Racocetra fulgida, 1128 nucleotides long. The record is from the annotation of a GenBank genome assembly. Lineage: Eukaryota; Fungi; Glomeromycota; Glomeromycetes; Diversisporales; Gigasporaceae.
AUGGCACCAAAUAGUUUUAUUCUUCCUGAUUUUUCUGAUCUUUUCCAAGAUUUACCUUCUAAACAACCAUCCAUAAUGUCACAGUCACAAGUUGAUAAGCCCGGUCCUAUAAUUGUGAGACCUUUACCUGAUAUUCAGACUUUCAUAGUCUUUUCCGCAAAUUUUGUUCCGUCUGAUACCGAAAAAUGGGUUAAAUUUGAUGACAAGUUACGAAAAUUAUCUGGAACUCCACCUAAAGAUGCUACUCAAAACACUACUGUACAUUUAUACAUCUCGGAUCCUGGGUACGGAAGCACAAAUACCACUAUGCACAUUCUUGUUUCAGACUGUGAGGAUCACCGCGGAAUUGUAGAAAUGUCUCAGUCUUAUCCAUUCAAUGAAUCAAACGAAUCAAGAUGUAAAGUGUGUGAUAAUAUCAUACCUGAAGAGUUAGACAAAGUACAUUAUAAUGAUCCAGCCUUGUUCUCUGAUGGCACUGUGAAUCAAUUUCCAUUAAACAACAACAAUUCUGGCUCCUCCAAUUUUAACAACGUUGCUUCUUCUGAUUCUUUGGGUUUAGGCAUCUCUAUGCCGGGUCUUUCUAACUUGAACGAUUUUGAACUACAGAUUCCGAAUACAAUAGACAUCGGCUCUUAUACACCAGCAGUACAUCCACUCAAAAGUACUACAUCUUCUGUCUAUUCUGUUUCGUCUGCUACUGCCUCAUGCGAUAAUAUCACCCAGACUGUCUCAUCGACAGUUUUAAAAAGUGAUCCAAACACUGAACUUACAGAAUCGGAUAUACCAAUACUUUACGCAAAAUUAGGCGUUUUAUUUCAAUAUUCUGUUAAAAAUUUAAUCCGUUCUUCCACUCGUCAUAAACGUCCCUCGUUCAUUAAGGCUGUUACUGAACCAAAUAAUAAUGCUAAUUUUUGGGGAAUCCCUUACAAAAAUGAUAUCGGAAAGACCAAAAUUAAGGUACUGCAGAGUGUUCGUGAUGUGAGAGCUCAAGAAAGCAAUGAAACGAAAUACAAUAAUAGCCUAAGCCACAUUUCUCAUGAACUCGAUUCGAUUGAGUCCAAUUUUCAAGUUUUGGAAAAGUUUAUUCUGAUAGUUGUUGAAAAUGAUAUUGAAAUCGAAUACAAAUAA